Molecule: messenger RNA, 1569 nt
Organism: Aspergillus japonicus CBS 114.51
Lineage: Eukaryota; Fungi; Ascomycota; Eurotiomycetes; Eurotiales; Aspergillaceae
Exons: 2
Coding region: 1-1407 (468 amino acids)
Source: RefSeq, a predicted model, not a curated record
AUGCGCCCCUCGCAGGACACCCUCCCCCCCCUCGUCUCCGAUAAGGUCCUGCAUCACGAAGAGCAUGAGACGGGCUCUCUACCUCCAGCAUCGGUUACUUUAUUGCGGCAGCGACGAAAACUUCACGUUAUAAAUCCCUUGUGGUACCGCAACAGUCUACUGGCGAGCGUGGGGUUCCUGGAGUUCGCCAACGCGGGUGACUUUGCCGCUAAUGUGUGGAACGAUGUCCCCGUCCCGCUAUACGCCAUUAUCUUCAUGGCGAUCGGAGGUCCUCUAGCACUGUUGAUCAGCGGAUUUGCCGUCCGCGAUAGUGUGCUCAGCUGGCAGAACGUCCGGAUUCUUCAACGAGAGCGCAGAUACCUCAAAUCCCUGCAGGCCCAGCACCUCGAAUGCCCCGCACCGGAUGCCACCACACUCCGUUUCAUCGACCGCCGUCUGGGGGUCAGCCACCGCGAACUGGGCACCGAACUGGUCGAUCGCAUCGUCAUGGACGUAUUUUUGGGGAUCGGCGGUCUUCUGGUCGGCACGGGCACCAUCAUGGCCAUCUGGGGCUCCGACCGACACGUAUACUUCAUCAGCAACCUGCUCUCGGGGUUCGUCGGCAACUCCUUCGCGGCCAUCUACGGCAUCAUCAAUGCCAUCUGGUCGGCCUAUCUGGCCUGGCGCUUUCACAGCUACGACCGCGCGUGCUCCCGGGCGGGAGCCAUGCUCGCCCCGUUCCGCGACCGACUCCAGCGUCGCUUCCAAUGCUUCAAGUGGCACGCCGUCGCGUCCGGGUGGACCGGCCUCAUCGCCGGCGGCGCCUCCAUGAUGACCUCCCGUCUCUGGGAGGGCUACGUUGUCCUCAUUCCAUGCAUGCUGUUGGAGGUUGCCUGCAACCGCUUCUGGCGCGGUCAGCUCGGCUACGACCGUCCCAUCCCAACAAUCCCAGUCGCCCACCACCACAAAACCGAACAAGACCCCAACAUCCACCCCGAAGACGCGGAAAAAGAAGAAGAUCGCCUGCUCCUCGACGCCCUCACCUCCGUAAUCAGCCUCCAAACCGCCCUGGUGCCCAUCCUCCCCUCCACCCUCGUCCUGGAAGACGUAGACUGGACCUCCCUCGACUCCCUCCUGCUGUUCAUCGUCAACAACCACCUUUUCGACUGCCUCUGCGACUGGCUCGCCACCAACCCCGCCGUCCCCAAGGACUUCCGUCACCGCGUCUUCCGUUUAGCCACCAACCCAUCCUUCUCGGAGAUCACGGUCACCCUGACCGACCUCCGCCAUCUGAGCGACGUGGAAGAUCGACCCCGCAUGCUGGAAAUGUGCCAACUCUUCCUACGGACCGAAGCCCAGCAGGUCAUGAUCAAUCGGGAACGGUAUCUCCUUGAGAUGGUGGGGUACACAAUCUGGAAGAACGAUUGACUUUUCCUUCCCACCCGUUCUGCUUCUUUUCGGCAUUGGGAUAAGAAACCGGAUAAUGCAUCAAUAUUACCCAUAGACUGGGUGUUUUCAAUUUUCCGCGUGUUCAUUUGUAUAGAAAUCAGCGGAAGCGAUCGUGUUUUUGUGCUUGUUGAGCAUAGCAUA